Molecule: messenger RNA, 2577 nt
Organism: Eruca vesicaria subsp. sativa (arugula)
Lineage: Eukaryota; Viridiplantae; Streptophyta; Magnoliopsida; Brassicales; Brassicaceae
Source: the annotation of a GenBank genome assembly
AUGGUCUCAGAGACAACGCGAUCGACGGUCAAACUCACGAACAUCCCUCAAACCAUAGUCGCCGAGGAACUCGUCCGCUUCUUAAACCUCCACGUCGGCGCAGACUCCGUAUUCGCCCUCGAAAUCCCAACCUCUCGCGAAAACUGGAAGCCACGCGACUUCGCUCUCGUCCAAUUCACUUCCCUCGAAGCCAAGUCCCGCGCUCAGCUCCUCUCUUCCCACAGCAACCUCCUCUUCAAGUCCCGUAACCUAAGAGUCUCCGAAGCCUACGACGACAUCAUCCCUCGCCCCGUGGAUCCAAAGAGAAGGCUCGACGGCGUCGUUUUGACGGUGGGUUUCCCCGAAGCGGAGGAAGGGAGGUUUUGUGCCCUGGAGAAAUGGGAUGGCGUGAGGUGUUGGGUUUUAGAGGACAAGAGGAGAGUUGAGUUUUGGGUUUGGGAAAGUGGAGAGUGUUACAAGUUUGAGGUUAGGUUUGAAGAUAUCGUUGAAACUGUUCCUUGCUGCGUCAAUGGCGUCUCUGAGAUCAAUGCUUUUCUUCUCAGGCUGAAAUAUGGACCGAAGAUAUACAAGCAAGCUUCAGGACCUCAUAUAGCCACAAAGUUUAAAUCUGGUCGGUACCGUUUCUGCAAGGAGGAUUUUGACUUCAUCUGGAUUCGCUCUACUGAUUUCUCCGGUGUAAAGUCAAUCGGUACAUCCACUUGCUUUUGUUUGCAAGUCGACAAUGGCGACAUCUUCUCAAGCUUCCCUUUCUACAGAGAAGACACUUUGAGCCUUACCACAGUGGAUGGGAAUAAUACCUUUGCCUCUGGGAACCAAAUUGUUCCCCUCUUGAAUGCAGCUAAUCUGGGGAUGGAGAUUCCAUAUGAGAUCCUUUUCCAACUCAAUUCGCUCGUUCACGCCCAGAAAAUCAGUCUUUUCGCCGCUUCAGACAUGGGAUUGAUAAACAUCCUUUGUGGUUUGAGCUUAGAAACUGCAUUGGCGAUCCUCAAGAAACUCCACCAGCAAACCUCUAUUUGUUAUGAUCCUAUCUCAUUUGUCAAGGCUCAGUCGCAAUAUGCUGUUAAGAAGAUGGCGCUUUCCCCUGCAUCUGCCUAUAAGAGAUUGACUGAGCAGAACAUAAUGAGUUGUCAGAGAGCCUAUGUCACACCCUCAAAGAUUUAUCUGUUGGGUCCAGAGCUUGAGACUGCCAAUUACGUUGUGAAGAACUUUGCAGAGCAUGCCUCGGAUUUCAUGAGAAUUACUUUUGUGGAAGAAGAUUGGAGCAAGAUUCCAGCGAAUGCUCUUUCUGUGAACUCCAAGGAAGGCUAUUUUGUGAAACCCUUUAGAACCAACAUCUACCACAGGGUGCUGUCAAUCCUUGGAGAAGGGAUCACCGUGGGGCCUAAAAAGUUUGAGUUCUUGGCUUUCUCAGCGAGCCAACUGCGAGGAAAUUCCGUCUGGAUGUUUGCUUCUAACGAGAAAGUAAAAGCUGAAGAUAUUAGAGAAUGGAUGGGCUGUUUCCGUAAGAUCCGAAGCAUUUCGAAAUGUGCAGCUAGGAUGGGCCAGUUGUUCAGUGCUUCCCGGCAGACACUUAAUGUCCGUGCGCAAGAUGUGGAGCAGAUUCCAGACAUCGAAGUGACUACUGAUGGUGCUGAUUACUGCUUCUCGGACGGCAUAGGGAAAAUUUCAUUGGCAUUUGCUAAGCAAGUUGCACAGAAGUGCGGACUGAGUCAUAUCCCUUCAGCGUUUCAAAUUCGAUAUGGUGGCUACAAAGGUGUGAUUGCAGUUGACCGCAGUUCCUUCAGAAAGCUGUCUCUGCGUGAUAGUAUGCUAAAGUUUGACUCCAACAACAGGAUGCUCAACGUGACCAGGUGGACAGAGUCGAUGCCUUGCUUCUUAAACCGGGAGAUCAUUUGUCUUUUGUCCACGCUCGGAAUAGAAGAUGCGGUGUUUGAGGAGAUGCAAGCGGGGCAUCUAUCUAUACUGGGGAAUAUGCUUGAAGACCGCAAUGCGGCAUUGAAUGUCCUGCAGAAAUUGAGUGGAGAAAGUUCCAAGAAUCUGCUAGUUAAGAUGCUGCUACAAGGAUAUGCACCCAGUUCAGAGCCUUACCUCUCAAUGAUGCUUCGUGUGCACCAUGAGAGCCAGCUUUCUGAACUAAAGAGUAGGUGCAGGAUACUUGUACCGAAAGGACGGAUCUUGAUAGGUUGCAUGGAUGAAAUGGGUAUCCUUGAGUAUGGCCAAGUGGAACUACUGUACAAUGGUACUGAAACUGUCACGAGCUCGGGUUGUUGGUGGAGAAGAUGUUUGACUCCUACCAUGAAAAUUGAAGAUACAAUCAAGGAAGCAAGCGGGAAACACUUCAGGACAGAACCAUUCGAGAAACCCAAGUUCAGGAUCUUCGCUUGCGCCUGGUUGCAUUCACCAAGACCACCAGAGCUGCCAACUGGUUCAUCACAUCAGACUUCCAUUCAAGACUGUAGAAUAGCUGCUUUGUGGAUCAUAAAGGAAGAGACAAUGGUGGAUAAGCUAAGUGUGUCGUGGAAGAGGAGCAUGUUCAAGAACCUUUGUUGCUCCUUGAUGCAAUAUUCUGAGAACUAA